UGGAAACGAAAGAGAAGACUUGGAAACGGCCCCUCUUUCUGAGUGGGUGUUAAUGGCGACGGAGCUCUCGUUAGAAUUAGAUCGCCUCUUCUUUCCCAUUUCCGUCCCCGAUUUCAAUAAAUUUAUUUAAAAUUCCUCUCUUCUCGGGUGACAUGCCUAUUACGUAUGGUAGAUUUUUAGAGGCAUUGUGAUGAUUGAUACAGCUUUAAUAGCAGAGAAGUUAAAAGAGUUUGGGUAUCAACAGAGAUAUUUAGAGAGGAAGAUAGGUUGGCUGAUGUCUUUUGACAGAGACAUAAGGCAAUGGAAAUGUGGAAAAGCAGGUGUGGUGAAUCUACAAAAAGUGAGUUCUAUUGUACGCGACAUCGGGGAACCUUGUCUUCAUCAAUCAUCCAUAAAGGUUGUUAUAACUAUAAACAAAAUGCUCAAGCCUGAUAAGUGGCAGGCAACUUUCGAUGGAGAUGGAAAAGUUUCUGGUUUUAGGAAAGUUCUGAAAUUGAUUAUUUUGGGGGGUGUGGAUCCAUCUAUAAGGCCUGAAGUAUGGGAGUUUCUGUUGGGUUGUUAUGCUUUGAGUAGUACGGCUGAAUACCGUAGGCAGUUGAGAACUGCCAGGAGGGAGCGUUACACAGAACUUAUUAAGCAAUGUCAAACGAUGCACUCAAGCAUAGGAACUGGUUCCCUUGCCUACGUCGUUGGAUCCAAGGUCAUGGAUAUGAGAACCAGUUCCAAAGAUGAAGGGAAAAGGGAAGCUGAAGUCCAAAGUAGACAAGCCUCUGAUGUUGAUACUAACAAGCCAGACAGUUACACUAAUGGGAAUAAUAAUUGUACAGAUACAUCACAUGCAUAUAAAAGGGAAAGUUCUAGUGAUUCUGGUGACCUUUUAAGUGUAAGAGGGAGCUUAAUUGGUGCAGCAUAUGACUCUUCCUGUUUCCUGCCUGCCUCACCUAUUUCUGUUCAUUAUAAGUGCAGUUCCCCAAAUCCUGUGAAAGAAACAUUUGGAUCAAAUUUUCAAGCUGAGAAUUAUUUUGAUUUCCCUCCCUUACCUGUAACAGAUUUGUUUGAGAAACGGAAAAAGGAUAAGAAAGGAUGCAGGUCAUUUGAUGGAGGACUUUCCACCCGCCGUAGAUUGAGAUUUGGAGAUGAGCACAUGCAUAGUUUUCGAAUUAGUAACAAUGCAGAUCUAGUUGUUGAAUCAAACCAUUCUGCACCUGAUGAUAUUUUACGUUGUUCAAACUCUGAAAGUGAUGUUUGUUGGGAUGGGCAUAAUCCUGUUUCAUGGUCUGAGAAUCUAGUAUAUGAAACUGAGAUGCUUAACAAACUUAGGAUAUCUGAUGCACCAGAAACUCCACCUAUAAAUGCAGCCACAUCUCAAGCGGGGACUGUUAGUGAAGACAGAGCGUCUGAAUGGCUUUGGACACUGCAUCGGAUAGUUGUUGAUGUAGUUCGAACAGAUAGUCAUCUUGAAUUUUAUGAGGAUACAAAAAAUUUGGCACGAAUGUCUGAUAUUCUUGCUGUUUAUGCAUGGGUUGAUCCUAGAACUGGAUAUUGCCAAGGUAUGAGCGAUUUGCUGUCUCCUUUUGUUGUCCUCUUUGAGGAUAAUGCUGAUGCUUUUUGGUGCUUCGAGAUGCUUCUAAGGAGAAUGCGUGAAAACUUCCAAAUGGAAGGCCCAACAGGUGUCAUGAAACAGUUGCAAGGACUGUGGCACAUCUUGGAGCUUACAGAUAAAGAAAUGUUUUCCCACCUAUCCCUGAUAGGUGCUGAGAGCCUGCAUUUUGCUUUCCGGAUGCUACUGGUACUUUUCCGGCGGGAGUUGUCUUUCAAUGAGGCUCUGUCUAUGUGGGAGAUGAUGUGGGCAGCUGAUUUUGAUGAAUCUUUGUCUUGCCAUCUGGAUGACAAUUGCCCAGAACUAUUAGUAAUACAGAUCCCUAGGGACUCUAGAGCAGAAAUGGAACAAGAAAGCAUUGACAAUAGUCCUAGUUGUUUAAAGGGUGGUGCAUCAUCCAAAAAGGGACACCUAGAACACUCCGUAUCUGACAACACAGGCAUAAAGUCAGCAUCAGCUCAUCCCUUUUGUGGUUUGGCAAAAACAUUUUGGUCCAGAAAUGACCGCUUGCAUGUUGGUACUGCAUUAUCAACAAUGGGAAAUGGCGAUGAUGAAUUACCUGUUUUCUGUGUGGCAGCAAUUCUUAUCAUGAACCGUCAGAAAAUUAUUCGAGAAACACAUUCCAUAGAUGAUCUAAUAAAGAUAUUUAACGACAAUUUGUUAAAGAUCAGGGUCAAGAGAUGCAUACGUACGGCUAUCAAACUACGAAAGAAGUACUUUUACAAACUGAUCAAGAGCAGGAGCCCUGCAGCUCAGAGUGUUGACUAGAGUUUUUCCUUCAUUAUGACAUAACUUGAUGACAAUACAGUAGCACUUUGAAUUGAUGCUGGUUAUACAAGAUUCCAGUCUGUGGUUUGGCAAUUGCUUUGCAAAUAAGUUUUAUCUUUAAGGAGUUUAAGCAAAUUGCUCGUGAUGUUUGGAGAUUAUUUGUCUGCUCAAACCCUAAAACUAUUCCACCACAGUACAAAGGACACUAAAGUGGAAAUCUUCCUUCGCUUUGUUUGGGGCUGUCCACGACUACUUCUUGCAGGUUAGGAGUAACCAAAGUCUUUUUUCUUUUACACAUGUUUAUAGACUUUGGAUUGACAUCUCAGGAUACAGCUUACCGACCGAACUUAUAGACUUUAUGUGCUAUUAUUUAUUAGAACAUAUCAUCUUAGAAAUUCUUGAUAGCGAUAUUUUUUGGAUAUCAUUGUACUUUUAAUUUUUUUAUUGCUUGGAUGUUCUUCUUCAUCUUGUUUAAUGCACUUGUACAAAAAUGACAAAUAGUACCUAUGAACUUAUAAUGGAUCUGCCUACAUGAUGCUGGGAUUAUUUCCA
Molecule: messenger RNA, 2920 nt
Organism: Coffea eugenioides
Lineage: Eukaryota; Viridiplantae; Streptophyta; Magnoliopsida; Gentianales; Rubiaceae
Product: small G protein signaling modulator 1-like
Exons: 12
Coding region: 191-2368 (725 amino acids)
Biological process (GO): activation of GTPase activity
Molecular function (GO): GTPase activator activity
Source: RefSeq, a predicted model, not a curated record